CAGAUCCUCUUAAAUUGACAGAACAGCUGAGGUACAGAGGAGACAACAUUGCCUGGGCUUUUGGAGGACUCUAAGACGUUGACAAGGUUAUAGUGAAAUUUUUUCUUGAUAUGCUGCUGUAAAUAUACUUCAGAAAUAAUGAAUGGGGAAAGUCAGCAAAGUCGUUAUUCCGAAAGCUUGGUCCUGGAGGAUUCAGACAGAGGAGGAGUUGUCAUCACUGGAAUCACAGACCCUAGAGUCACUAAUAAGAGUGGCUUGAAAGAAGGCGAUGAGAUUGUUGCUGCCACCAUACAUCUUAACCACCUCAAUAAAGAUGACCUGAUGAAAAUACUUAAGAUCAUGGAGCCUUACGAAGACAACAUGAGUUUUGUGACAAAGCCGGAUCUGAAUGCCAGCGUCAGACUCGGCUCAUUGGACAGUGGUCUCAAAAGUCCCGGGGAUAUGCUCAAAGAUACCUACAGCAGAAUGCAGCGAGCAGGUGAGGCACCAUCUACUGAGGUUAAUGGCCUCAAUGGACAAUUAAAUGCAGAAGGCUGGUUGAAGCAUGAAAUCAAUGGUCCCACUUUGAAUGGGGAAUUGCCCAAUGUUACAUUGGACACACCUGGACCAGAUGGAGGUGCAAAGUUCCCCACCAUUGGAAUAUCUGGGCCAGCAAUGAAAGGAGCAGAUCAGGAGGGCACCCUCACGCACCCUAAAGUCAGUCUAUCAACACCAGAGUUCAGCACUCCAGAUGCUUCACUUGACUUGGAGAAACCUGAGGUUAAGACGAGUGGAUUGAAGUACAAGCAUCCAAAAUUCAAAAUGCCUCACUUCAAACUACCACACGUAAAAGCCAAAGCGCCAAAGGGAGAUGUGAUUGUAUCAGCAGAUUUAGAAGGCCCUGGUUUCAGUGGAGAGCUAGAGACACGAGACCUGAACCUCUCAGCCCCUGAUGUGGAAAUCAAACGCCCAGAUUUGAAUGGGCCAAAUGCUGUCUUGAAAGCUCCAGAUGUUGACAUAGAGGCUCCUUCUGGCAAAUUCAAAUGGCUUACUCUCACAAAGCCCACGUUUGGAUUAUCUGGACCAAAAAUGAAGGGACAUGAAGUGGACAUAGAUGCUGACCUGUCUGCACCUGACAUGAAUCUCUCCACUCCAAACAUUGAUGGAGAGAUAAGCGCAUCAGAUGUAGACUUGAGUAUACCAAAAGAUAUAGAUCUGCAAGCUCCAGAUAUCGACAUUGAGGCUCCCUCAAGUAAAUUCAAAUGGCCUCAUUUAAAUAAACACAAACACAAAGGGCCCAAAGUCAACUCCCCUGGUGUGGAUGUUAAGGCAGAUCUGGAGAAACCAACCGUUGAUCUUUCUGUCCCAAAGAUUGAGGCUGAGAUGAGCAACCCAAAUUUAGAAUUUAAUUUACCCAAAGCAGAACUCAGCGGCCCUGAGGUAGAUGUGAAAGCCCCUGUUGUUGAUAUUCAUCCUCCCAAUGGGAAACUUAAGUUCCCAACACUCAAAAAGCCCAAUUUCAGGCUCUCUGGACCAAAUAUAAAAGCUCCAGACAUUGAUGUUGAUGCAGAUCUGAAGGCACCUGACCUCAGUCUCUCUGUCCCUGAAGUUGAGGCAGGGAUUAACAUGCCUGAUUUGCACACACAUUUUCCAAAUGCAAAUAUCAAAGGCCCUGAAGUAGACCUGAACGCAUCAGAAGUGGACAUUGAGCCCCUUUCAGGGAAAUUAAAAUGGCUUACUCUAAAAAAAACAAAGUUUGGUCUCUCUGGACCCAAGGUUAAGGGUCUCGAAGAAUUGAAUCUCGCCACUCCAAACGUUGAUGGAGAAAUAAAUGCACCAGAUGUAGAUCUUACUUUACCCAAAGCUGACCUUGAAGGCCCAGAGGUAAAUGUUGACACUGAUGCUCAUUCUGGAAAAUUCAAGUGGUUCAACCUAAAGAAGCCCACAGCUGAUUUGAAAGGUCCAGAUGUAGAUCUUCAAGCACCAGAGAUAGACAUUAAGACACCCUCUGGAAAGCAAAGAUUUCCAACUUUAAAAAUGCCCACAAUUAACUGGACUGGACAUAAGGUGAAGGGACCAAAGCUUGAUAGUGAUCUGAAGAGAGCAGAUUUGGACCUAUCAGCUCCCAAGGUUGAUGUGAAUUUACCAGGAGCAGAUCUCCAAAGCCUUGAUCUUAACCUCUCCACACCAUCAAUUACAGCAGACAUUGCUGUUCCAGAUGUAGAUCUUCAGGCACCAGCAGUCAACAUUGAGGCACCCACUGGAAAGAAACAAUUUCCAACUUUAAAAAUGCCCAAAAUUAACUGGUCUGGACAUAAGGUGACGGGACCAAACCUUGAUAUUGAUGCUAAUCUAAAGAAAGCAGAUUUGGACCUCUCAGCUCCAGAGGUUGAUGUGAAUUUACCAGAAGCAGAUCUCCAAGGCUCUGAUCUCAACCUCUCAGCACCAGCAAUUGAAGGAAACAUCGCUGUUCCAGAUAUCAAUGUCAGUUUGCCUGAAGCUGACCUCAAAGGACCAGAUGUCGAUUUAGACCUUGAUGCUCCCUCUGGAAAAUUCAAGUUGCCGAAACUAAAAUGGCCAAAAAUAAGAAAAGUAAAAGGACCGGAACUUGAUGUAGAUGCUGAUCUUAAGACCCCAGAAUUAGCUGUUGAUGUUAAUUCACCUGAAGCAGAUCUGAAAGGGCCCUGUCUCAACUUGAAAACAACAGAUCUCAACCUUUCAGCACCAGCAAUUGAGGAAGACAUUGCUGUUCCAGAUUUCAAUAUCAGUUUGCCUGAAGUUGACCCUGAUGCUCCUUCUGGAACAUUCAAGUUGUCAAAAUACAAACUCCCAAAAUUCAGUUUAACAGGGCGAAGAGUUAAAGGACCAAACCUUGAUGCUGAGCUAAAGGCCCCAAAAUUGGAUGUCUCUGUUCCUGAUGUGGAUGUCAGUUUGCCGACUGCUGACCUCCUAACCCCUGUAGUAGAGCUGAAAACACCAGACCUGGACCUUUCUGCUCCAAAGAUUGAGGGAACCAUCGCUGCUCCAGAUUUGAGUGUCAGUUUGCCUGAAGCGGACAUCAAAGGUCCAGAGGUAGAUCUUGACACCCCAGAAGUUGACCCUGAUGCUCCCUCUGGAACAUUCAUGUUGCCCAAAUUCAAACUCCCCAAAUCCAGUUUAACAGGACAAAGAGUUAAAGGACCAAACCUUGAUGCUGAGCUAAAGGACCCUAAAUUGUAUGUCUCUGUUCCUGAUGUGGAUGUCAAUUUACCGACAGCUGACCUCCAAGCCACUGUAGUAGAGCUGAAAACACCAGACCUUUCUGCCCCCACAAUCAAGGGAUCUAUGGCUGCUCCAGAUUUGAGGACCAAUUUGCCUGAAGCUGGCAUUAAAGGUCGAGCGAUAGAUCUUAAAGCCCCAGAAGUUGACCUUGAUGCCCCAUCUGGAAUCUUGAAGUUGCCCAAAUUCAAACUCCCCAAAUCCAGUUUAACAGGACAAAGAGUUAAAGGACCAAACCUUGAUGCUGAGCUAAAGGCCCCUAAAUUGGAUGUCUCUGUUCCUGAUGUGGAUGUCAAUUUACCGACAGCUGACCUCCAAGCCACUGUAGUAGAGCUGAAAACACCAGACCUUUCUGCCCCCACAAUCAAGGGAUCUAUGGCUGCUCCAGAUUUGAGGACCAAUUUGCCUGAAGCUGGCAUUAAAGGUCGAGCGAUAGAUCUUAAAGCCCCAGAAGUUGACCUUGAUGCCCCAUCUGGAAUCUUGAAGUUGCCCAAAUUCAAACUCCCCAAAUCCAGUUUAACAGGACAAAGAGUUAAAGGACCAAACCUUGAUGCUGAGCUAAAGGCCCCUAAAUUGGAUGUCUCUGUUCCUGAUGUGGAUGUCAAUUUACCGACAGCUGACCUCCAAGCCACUGUAGUAGAGCUGAAAACACCAGACCUUUCUGCCCCCACAAUCAAGGGAUCUAUGGCUGCUCCAGAUUUGAGGACCAAUUUGCCUGAAGCUGGCAUUAAAGGUCGAGCGAUAGAUCUUAAAGCCCCAGAAGUUGACCUUGAUGCCCCAUCUGGAAUCUUGAAGUUGCCCAAAUUCAAACUCCCCAAAUCCAGUUUAACAGGACAAAGAGUUAAAGGACCAAACCUUGAUGCUGAGCUAAAGGCCCCUAAAUUGGAUGUCUCUGUUCCUGAUGUGGAUGUCAAUUUACCAACAGCUGACCUACAAGCCACUGUAGUAGAGCUGAAAACACCAGAUCUCAACCGUUCUGCCCCCAAACUUGAUGAAGUGAAUGUACCAAAGAUUACAAUUAAUGUACCCAAAACUGAUCUCAAAGGACCUGGACUAGAUCUAAAAGCUCCAGAUGUAGACAUUGAUGCCCCUUCAGGCAAAUUCAAAUUGCCCCAUUUUAAGCUCCCCACAUUUGGCCUUUCAGGUUCUGAACUGGAGAGACAAAACCUUGACGUUGAGACACCUGACAUUAAUGUUUCAGUUCCCAGAGUUGAGAGUCAGCUUGAAGCCACAAAGGUAGAUUUAGCAUUUCUCAAGCUAUCUGAUCCUAAUGUUAAAAGUGAUAUCAGUGCUCCAGAUGUAAAUCUAAGUUUACCAAAAACGGACCUCUCUGGCCCUGAGGUAGAGUUGAAUGGUCCUGAUCAGAGUCUCUCUACCCCAGGAAUUAAAGUAAGUGUCCCAGACAUUAAAGGCCCCGAGGUCAAGUUUAAAGCUCCAGAUGUUGACAUUGAGGCUCCCUCUGAAAAACUGCCACAUUUUAAGAUGCCAAAGUUUGGUCUCUCGGGACCUAGAAUAAAGGGCACAGAAUUUAAUGCUAGUGCAGAUGUAAAUACACCUGAUGUGGAAGUUUCAGUCCCCAAAAUUGAGGGAGAGAUUAGUACCCCUGAACUGAGUCUCUCUGCUCCUGGCGUUGAGGCCAGUGCUGACAUGCCAUAUUUGGAUGUAAAUGUACCAGAAGCUGACCUCAAAGUAGAUGUUGAGGGAGACACUCACAAAAGUACAUUCAAAUGGCCAUUCAAGUGGCCAAGCUUUAACUCAUCUGGCUCAAAAGGUAAAGAUUCUGACAUGGACGAUGAGGAAGUACAUAGUAGGGAUGAAUCAAAGCGUGAUCAGGUGGAGGUGCCAAUGUUUACAUUUCACAGACUGCCACAGAACAACAAGAUUGAGAGUGAAUUCCAAGAUGCUGCCGAGGCCCUUGGUGAGGCAAAGGACACGCCAAAGCUUGAAGGAGGCCUUGAAACAGCUGGCGUAGAGGUCAGUUUGCCUAAAGUGAAUGAAGGACCGAAGGUGACAUCACCUUCAGGACUUAUUAACAUCAUGGAGCGGUUGAAUAGAUUUAAAGCAAAAACACCCACAGCUAAUGUCUCCUUGCCAGAAGUGAAAGGUGAGCUACGUACCCCUAGCCUUGAUGUCAGCUCCACCUCAGACGUAGAUAGUUCCACUAAGCUAAAAAGAGGGACUUUCAAAGUUACAAAACCUGAAUCUGGGAUAGGCCUGGAAUACCCUGUAGUGGACUCAGAGGGAAACGAUAGCAUGUCAAUAAGCCUCUCCAAUAUGCUUGGUCUGAAUAUCAAAGAGCCUGAUGCAUAUUACUGAUAGUUUCCAGUCAUGUGAACCUUACACUUGGGAUAAACCAACAUGAUUGUAACUACUUUGUAAAUACAUCAAUAUGUUCAUGAGUUGACUCCAUUUUAAGGAUGUGGUUUGUCUUUAUGUAUAAACAAAACAGAAACAUGUAAUUAUUUGUUUGUCGAUUCUCUGAUAACUUAGUUAAUCCAUAUGCUACAUCUAUAUUCAAACAGUUGACAGCAAAAUGAAGGAAAAUGUGCUCAUUGGCUUGGCUCUAUGUGUACUCAAACGUAUUUAAAUUAUGGUAAUGUUUCCCAAAUGCUGUUCACUUGGAAGUUUACUUAUUUUUUACAAAUGCCUCAGUAUUGUAUCUGUCACAAUUCAGACAUGUUUCACCUGUAAAGGACACAAUCUUUAUGGAAGCUGUCAUCUUCACAUUUUAAGCUAAAACAAUUGUUGAACAGUGAAAUGUAAUUAUACUAUUAAUUCGUUAUUUCCUUCUCCAAUAAACUACU
Molecule: messenger RNA, 6041 nt
Organism: Salvelinus fontinalis (brook trout)
Lineage: Eukaryota; Metazoa; Chordata; Actinopteri; Salmoniformes; Salmonidae
Product: neuroblast differentiation-associated protein AHNAK
Exons: 5
Coding region: 139-5553 (1804 amino acids)
Biological process (GO): regulation of RNA splicing
Cellular component (GO): cytoplasm; nucleus
Source: RefSeq, a predicted model, not a curated record